Messenger RNA from Electrophorus electricus (electric eel), 1272 nucleotides. RefSeq lists its product as uncharacterized. NCBI's taxonomy places the organism in Eukaryota, Metazoa, Chordata, Actinopteri, Gymnotiformes, Gymnotidae. The record is from RefSeq and is a predicted model, not a curated record.
CGACGCCGUCACUGGAACCUAUAUUUCAAACAGAAGUGAUUUUUUUUUUUUUUUUUUGAGUUCGUAAAGUCUUGGAAGCCAGUGUCGUUCAAGUUAUUUUCAUUUGGGUUUUUUGUUUGUUUGUUUGUUUGUUUUUAAGUGAAAAUUAAGGUGUUCAAUUAAUCAAAGACGACCUAUUUUGAUUAAAAGCAGAAUACUUUGGAGAUAACCUAUAGCCUACAAUUCAAAUUAUUCUACGAAUUACUGUGGGAGUCACAUUCCAUCCGCUCCCGGUGCAGAGCAGCAAUGGAUCUCUCUGGUUUUAGCACGCUGAACUUUUCGUCGGAGGGAAAUCGUUCUUACCAGUACACUCUGUACGAAACGCCCGUUUAUAAGGAGUAUAAACCGCUUCCGCAUGACCUCAUCCAGCUUCCCACAGCGUUAUUAUACUUAGUAUUAGCGGCUAUCGUGGUGGUAGGGGUUGCUUACGCAAUCGUGGGGCAUUUGAUUAAAGACCUUAUUCAUGACAUCUUAGACUGUACUCUGGGACCAUGUGAUGAGGACCUGAAGGAGACCAGUGAGAUGGGCAGGUUGAGCCCCACCCACAUUCCGGUGGCCCUCAGCCUCUCUCACCCAAAUGCCUUCCAUGUGUGGGACCAGGGUGAUGUGGUGAUCCUUGCAGGAGAGGCCUCAGGCCAGCCCACUGCUGGCUGGCAUACCUUACACCCCACACUUCUUUCCUUCCUCCUGUCACAACAGCCAGCCACCCCACAUCCAGUUACCCCACACUCACAUCCAGUCACCCCACAGGCAGCCUCCCUACAUCCAGUCACCCCACACCUACAGUCAGUCACCCCACAGGCAGCCUCCCCACAUCCAGUCACCCCACACCCACAGUCAGUCACCCCACACCCACAGUCAGUCACCCCACAGGCAGCCUCCCCACAUCCAGUCACCCCACACCCACAGUCAGUCACCCCACAGUCAGUCACCCCACAGGCAGCCUCCUCACAUCCAGUCACCCCACACCCACAGUCAGUCACCCCACAGGCAGCCUCCUCACAUCCAGUCACCCCACACCCACAGUCAGCCUCCUCACAUCCAGUCACCCCACACCCACAGUCAGUCACCCUGCAUCCAGCCUCCCCACUGCCAGUUGCCCCACAGUCACUUGCCCAGAUCCAGCUCUCCCACAGCAAGACCCCAGUCACAAGCCCCACAGAAAGCCUUCUUCUACCCCUGGCUGCCCCUCCCCACAGCCUGGCUCUACCUUUAAUUGGCCCAUACCCAUGA